Oppiella nova is the source of this 591-nucleotide messenger RNA. Lineage: Eukaryota; Metazoa; Arthropoda; Arachnida; Sarcoptiformes; Oppiidae. The record is from the annotation of a GenBank genome assembly.
AUUCAAUCGUAUUUGUGUUAAACUUAAGCCAAUUGUGAGCACAAAGUCAUGGAUCAGUCGCCAAAAACUAAUGGCUCUUCAGAUAAUCUCCUGAAGAGUAAAUCUUUUCGUACGGUUCAGGCAAUACUGCUCCUGCUUUUGGUCAUUACUUUUGCGGUCUAUUUGGUGACUCUGAUCGCAGACAUCUGUGUUUUCCACAAACAAAUCGGUUUCCUUUUCCUCACAAUAAUCAUCGACGUGUUGGCGAUGACUGUCAUCGCGAUCGGCAUCCGAGGCGUCGCUCUCGAGAUCUUCUACUUCGUGGCCGCCUUCGCCAUCGUGGCCGCCAUCGUGACGACAGGACAGGCGACCACUUUCGCCUUCCGGUCGCCACUCCUCACGACUUUCAACUUCCUGCUCGACGUCUCCGUCACGGCUCUGGGAUUCUGGUUCUCGUGGAUGUUAUAUCAGGAUCUGUUGAGUAGAGGCGGCGCCACUGUUAUCCCCAACAUCUGUAUCGUCAAAAAGGUUAACCUCGAAGAAGACAAAGACAAAGAAGACACCGAAGAGGCGAAAGAGGAGCCGAAGGACGAGAAGACGAACGCAAACUGA